AUGUUUGUGGCCAGCUUUGCCAACCUUGAGGGCUGCCCUGCUGAUGACAAGGUUACCGUCUUUGAUGCAACCCUCUAUGUCGAUGUUCCGUCUACCAUGUCAAAAAUCUUGAUGACGAGUCUCACUCAUCUUCUGUGCGUCAUUCUGCGUCGUAACAAGUGCCCACCCGCGGACUAUCUCAGUUCUCUCAUUCUACCUGUCGUUGGGAGCGAAAGGGAGCGUCUGCAAAUUGAACCUCUCUGCAAGUUUAAAACAGCUGGUCCUUCCUUUGAAACCUUUUUGAAGGAGAAAUCUCUGCAGUUUCUUGCUGCCCUGAGACUGUCCUACACAACGGCCAGCGGCAAAACUGUUUUGGGUGUCUAUGGACUGCUUGAAGCGGCCAACGCAACGAAUGCCAGAGAAGUGUAUCGUCUGGCUGUGGAUAGUGAAGAUGCGUCCACUACCCCUGAGAAUCUUGGUGGAAUCGCCCGUCUCGGGCAGGCGCUUGCCGUGAUUCAUGACUUAAUAAAGGAACUACCUCCUGGCACUUUGUGCAUUGUUACCUCAGACAAUUUAUUGCAGUUUUACGCAUACGGUCAGUGCAUAAAGAUCCGCUUUCCGGAAAAGCAGCUGAAACUUGAAGACAACAUCCAGACUAUGGUGAGGAAGGGUACCCACUUGCUGCAUAACUUUGGCAGUAAGCGUCGUGAUUUCGUUGUUCAGCUGGAGGACCUUUAUCAGGACGUUUCGCAGUCUUUCAUUCGUUUCUUUGGGUCGCGCGGUCGGUUGCGUCACUGGUGGACAGGAGCCAGGGCAGCCAUUAAGAAUGCCGUCUCGCCGGGUGCCUCGUCAGACGAGGAAAAAGACGACGAAGAGGAGGACGACAGCUUCGAUGAACGGUAUCAUUCGGAGCACACUCUGUCCACACAUUCCUUAAAUUCAUCGUAA
Molecule: messenger RNA, 927 nt
Organism: Dibothriocephalus latus
Lineage: Eukaryota; Metazoa; Platyhelminthes; Cestoda; Diphyllobothriidea; Diphyllobothriidae
Source: the annotation of a GenBank genome assembly